AUGUCUGUUGCCGGUCGCAAGUUCCUUACCUCGAUCAACUGGCCCGUGGUCAGCUCUGUUCUGUCGAAGCACACCGAGAUCACCAAGUCUCUUGGAUCGUUCCGCAAGGCGUACGAGGAGGCCGAGCGCCAGCUCACGGUGCUGAAGGAGGCUGACCGCCCCGUGGACUUUGCGCACUACCGCAGCGUGCUGAAGAACAAGGAGAUCGUCGACAAGCUGGAGAAGCUUGCCAACGCGCAGAAGGUGGCCAAGGUCGACCUUGCUGAGCAGCUCAAGACCAUUGCGGCGUUCGAGGCCAAGGCUGUUGCGUCGGCGGAGCUGUACGUCAAGGAGACCGAGGCCAACCUGAACAUCGAGACCGCCCGCCCGAUCACCCAGCUCACGGUCGACGAUGUCGUCAAGGCCAAGCCCGAGGUUGUCCAGCGCACGGAGGAGAUGGUCAAGAAGGGCCAGUUCACUGUCGAGGGCUACGACGAGAGGUUCCCGAACCUGUCGCUUCUCUAA
Messenger RNA from Linderina pennispora, 504 nucleotides. RefSeq names its product mitochondrial ATP synthase. NCBI's taxonomy places the organism in Eukaryota, Fungi, Kickxellomycota, Kickxellomycetes, Kickxellales, Kickxellaceae. The record is from RefSeq and is a predicted model, not a curated record. The transcript is spliced from 3 exons. Gene Ontology annotation, biological process: proton motive force-driven ATP synthesis. Bases 1 to 504 code for a protein of 167 amino acids. Gene Ontology annotation, molecular function: proton transmembrane transporter activity.